Messenger RNA from Sorghum bicolor (sorghum), 3621 nucleotides. Its product is annotated as trihelix transcription factor GT-2. The record is from RefSeq and is a predicted model, not a curated record. NCBI's taxonomy places the organism in Eukaryota, Viridiplantae, Streptophyta, Magnoliopsida, Poales, Poaceae. The transcript is spliced from 3 exons. The coding region runs from base 619 to 2685 and encodes 688 amino acids.
CUCUCCCGUCUCCCUCCCUCCCUCCCUCCCUCCCCACAACACACUCGGCCGCCGGCCCGGCCUGGCCUCUUUGCUUGCUUCUUUCUCUUCCUCCCUUUGGACCCUUUCCAGUUGUCCACGCUCCCAUCUUUUUCACCACCCCUCCGCCUCAUCCAUCCUUCUCUCUCUCUCUCUCCUCUCCCAACCCCCUCCUUGCUGCCCUCCGGCCGGGCGCCCCCCGCCCCCGCCUCUCGGCCCUUCCCUACUUGUACCAGCCCCUCUUUUCCAAUUUCAUCCUCUCCCUCCAAUUCCACUCCACUACCCCUCUCUCGUCGCCCACACCAGUACUCUCGCUCGGUGUGUGGGAGAGAGGAGGAGGAGAGCGAGGGAGCUAGGCUAGCAUGGCGGGCUAGAGCGCGCGCUGCGGGCAUGCCUACAAUUCAGUACUAGUAGCAAGCACUCCUAGGCGUAGGAGUAGGAGUACUCCCUCCCCAAUUGCUACUUCUACUGAGUUGCCAUCCCCUACUACUGCGCACUUGUACAAGUACUACGCAGCUACCCAGGGCGGGCGGCGGCCAUACUAAUCUCGGCCGCGCCAAGCUUCCUCCCGAGGACCGCCGCGGCGGGGGUGCGCCCGCCAUGCAGCAGCAGCACCAGGGUGGCGGCGGCGGCGGCGGCGGCUCACAGUUCGGGGGCCCGCCGCCGGACAUGGGCCCCUUCUCACCGACGGCGGGCGCCACCGGUGGCCCCAUGCCGCUGAGCAGCAGGCCUCCGUCGUCGGCGCAGCCACAGCCACAGCCACAGCCGCAGCCGCAGCAACCGAGGUCCAGCUACGACGAAUUGGCCGUGGUGUCCGGGACCGCCGGUGCCGGCGGCUUCGACGACGAGAUGAUGGGCAGCGGCGGCGGCGGCGGCGGCGGUGGCGGCGGGUCGUCGGGCGCGUCCAGCAACCGGUGGCCGCGGGAGGAGACGCAGGCGCUCAUCAGGAUCCGGUCGGAGAUGGACGCCACGUUCCGCGACGCGACGCUCAAAGGCCCCCUGUGGGAGGACGUCUCCAGGAAGCUUGCCGACCUGGGCUACAAGAGAAGCGCCAAGAAGUGCAAGGAGAAGUUUGAGAACGUGCACAAGUACUACAAGCGCACCAAGGAAGGCCGCGCCGGCAGGCAGGACGGCAAGAGCUACCGCUUCUUCGACGAGCUGGAGGCGCUGCACGCGGCCGCGCCGCAGCCACAGCCACAGCCACAGCCGCCGCAGAUGCAGCAGCAGCAGUUGCCGCCAGCAACCACCGCGCCGGCGCCGUUGCACGCCUUCGCCGCGCCGCCGCCGAUGAGUUCAAUGCCGCCGCCGACGGGGCCGAUGCAGCCAGCGCCCAUAUCGUCGGCGGCGCCGGCGGUGGUGCAGGUCCACCAGGCACCGGUGGAGCUGCCGCCCGCGGCCCACCAGCCCCUCAACCUGCAGGGCUUCAGCUUCUCUUCCAUGUCGGACUCGGAGUCCGACGACGAGUCCGAGGACGACGACAUGACGGCGGAGACAGGCGGAAGCCAGGACCGCCUCGGCAAGCGGAAGCGCGGCGACGGCGGCGGCGCCAGCGGCAGCAGCAAGAAGAUGAUGACUUUCUUCGAGGGGCUCAUGCAGCAGGUCGUCGACAGGCAGGAGGAAAUGCAGCGGCGGUUCCUGGAGACCAUGGAGAAGCGGGAGGCGGAGCGCACGGCUCGAGAGGAGGCGUGGCGCAGGCAGGAGGUGGCUCGCCUCAACCGCGAGCAGGAGCAGCUUGCGCAGGAGCGCGCCGCCGCGGCGUCCAGGGACGCCGCCAUCAUCGCCUUCCUCCAGCGCAUCGGCGGGCAGUCCGUGCAGCCCGCUACCGCCGUUGUCGUCCCAAUGCCAGCUCCGGUGCCAGUCCAUACCCCGCCGCCGCCGAAACAACAAUCUCGUCAGCAGCAACCGCCGCCGCCUCCGUCUCCACAGGCGACACCGCAGUCGAAGCCAAUCUCAGCCGCGCCGCUCCAGCAGCAACCGCCACAGAAGCAGCCCAAGGAUACGUCGUCGCAGCAGGACGCCGGCACGCCGCGCAGCGCGCCCCCGACCUCUGGCGCGUCACUCGAGCUGGUGCCCGUCGCGGAGCAUCACGUCGAUUCCGGGCUCGGAGGAGGGGAUGGAGGGGCGGCGUCGUCAUCGCGGUGGCCCAAGACGGAGGUGCACGCGCUCAUCCAGCUGCGCAUGGACCUGGACAUGCGCUACCAGGAGACAGGUCCCAAGGGCCCGCUCUGGGAGGACAUUUCGUCCGGGAUGCGGCGGCUGGGAUACAACCGGAGCUCGAAGCGGUGCAAGGAGAAGUGGGAGAACAUCAACAAGUACUACAAGAAGGUGAAGGAGAGCAACAAGAAGCGGCCCGAGGACUCCAAGACCUGCCCAUACUUCCACCAGCUCGAGGCCAUCUACAGCAGGAAGCACCUCCGCGCCGCUGCCGCAUCGUCCAACGCCGCCGCCGCCGCCGUCGCUCCUCCUCCUGCCUACCCAGAUCAGCUGAACCCGAGCCGGCACGAGAUAGAGGGGAAGAACAUAAACGACGACAAGAGGAACAACGGUGGAUCAGGGGGAGGCACGCAGGUGCCGAGCAGCAAUGGCGAGACGACAGCGCCGACGACGACGCCCGCCGCGUUCGACGCCGACACCGGCAUGAAAAAGAAGACAUCGUCAGGGAGUUGAACGAGCAACCACCUCGGGAGUUCACGACGGAGGACGAGACGGACAGCGACGACAUGGGCGACGAGUACACCGACGACGGCGAGGAAGGCGAGGACGACGGCAAAAUGCAGUACAGGAUACAGUUCCAGAGGCCGAACCCGGGCGGCACCAACACCGCACCAGCACCGGCUGCAGCGACGACGGCUGCGCCGGCGGUGCCGACCUCGGCUCCGACCAGCACCUUCCUCGCCAUGGUUCAAUAGGCGCUCGCGCGGGCGGCGGCACGGCACCACCUCUCAAACCGUAUGUAUAUGCGUUCAAACCAAAAACCUGCGAGCAUCACCAUCACCGUACCGUCACCGUCACCUCCCUCCUUUACCAGUCCACCACCAAGCACCAUCACAGUCCAUCACCAACACCACACUGUUCUUGUUCAUCCUGUAAUUCCCCCGUGCCAUUCCAUUAUUUAUUGAUUUGUUUCGUGUAUAAUAAGAAGAGCCCCAUCCUGCUGGCGGCCCCUUAACCGGAGGAUGCAGAGUGGGGCUGCGGUGGUAGAGCAAAAAGGAAGAUGAGUCAGUCCCCUCAGUAACUUAUUUAUAGGUCAUCGUCGAUCGCGUUAAACAAGAAUUGUACAUCGAUGUAACAGUCAGUCCCUGAUGUUUUCCUCUUUUUUUUACCCCCCACCCGGCGACGGCAGUAUACAAGUUUGUAUAAGGGUAUACAAGAAUUACAUACAGUUCAAGCAACUUGGAGUUUGCAGAGGUGAGAAGGUGUUUUGGCCGUUGGGGAUUUACAUUUUUUUUUGUCCUUUUUUUUACAGUGGAUAUAAAUCUUGUUACUUGUUACAUGUACAUUGUGUUGUUAUUCCAGUAUACUCUACCUUUUGUGGCAAAUAUGCGCAAAUUUAUCAUUGCCACCAGAAUAUUAAAAAAAAAGUGAACCAACGCUGUAAGUUUA